This is a messenger RNA of Pyrus x bretschneideri (Chinese white pear), 1435 nucleotides long. RefSeq names its product WD-40 repeat-containing protein MSI3. The record is from RefSeq and is a predicted model, not a curated record. Gene Ontology annotation, molecular function: histone binding. Gene Ontology annotation, biological process: regulation of gene expression. Bases 16 to 1239 code for a protein of 407 amino acids. Gene Ontology annotation, cellular component: nucleus. The transcript is spliced from 6 exons. NCBI's taxonomy places the organism in Eukaryota, Viridiplantae, Streptophyta, Magnoliopsida, Rosales, Rosaceae.
GUGACAGCCGCACCCAUGGCGGAAGACCAGGACCAAGAUUCAGCUGUCUUAGAGGAAGAGUACGCCGUCUGGAAGAAGAACAGCCCUUUCCUCUACGACCUUAUCAUCUCUCACCCUCUCGAAUGGCCCUCUCUCACCGUCCACUGGGCUCCCUCGGCGCCGCAGCCCCACACCGACCCUUCCCUCGCCGUCCACAAGCUCGUUCUUGGGACCCACACCUCCGAUGACUACCCCAACUUUCUCAUGGUCGCCGACGCCCUCCUCCCCACAUCCCAGCCCAACUUUGGCGCCAUUUCCGAAAAUGACCCUGUGAUGCCUAAGGUGGAAAUAACGCAGAAGAUUCGGGUGUUUGGGGAAGUGAAUAGGGCACGAUGGAUGCCGCAGAAGCCGACUAUUGUGGGUGCAAAGACCAGCGGUGCGGAUGUAUAUGUGUUUGAUUGUUCCAAACAAGAAGGAAAGAAGCAUCAAGAGGAAGCCUGUGAUCCUGAUUUGAGGUUAAGGGGUCAUGACAAAGAAGGUUAUGGCCUGUCUUGGAGCUCUUUGAAGGAGGGUUACCUUUUGAGUGGUUCAUAUGAUUGUAAAAUUUGCUUGUGGGAUGUUUCUGCUUCGGCUCAAGAGAAGGUGCUUGAUCCAAUCCACGUUUAUGAGCGUCAUGAGAGUGUGGUUGGAGAUGUAUCGUGGCAUCCGAAGAAUGAGAAUUUGUUUGGAUCUGUUGGGGAUGAUUGUCAGUUGAUGAUAUGGGACUUGCGCACAAACCAAACCCAGCAUUGUGUCAAAGCUCAUGAGAAAGAGGUAAAUUAUCUUUCUUUCAAUCCGUAUAAUGAAUGGAUUUUGGCCACAGCAUCUUCAGACACUACUGUUGGUCUGUUCGAUAUGAGAAAGCUGACAGUGCCAUUGCAUGUUCUGAGUACUCACGGGGAGGAAGUAUUCCAGGUUGAAUGGGAUCCUAAUCAUGAAACUGUGUUGGCAUCGUACGCUGACGACAGAAGGUUGAUGGUUUGGGACCUCAACAGGAUUGGGGAUGAGCAGGCAGAGGGAGACGGCGAUGACGGACCACCAGAACUUCUCUUUGUACAUGGCGGUCACAAAGCAAAGAUAUCUGAUUUCUCUUGGAACAAAAAUGAGCCAUGGGUAAUUUCAAGCGUUUCUGAAGACAACACUCUUCAGGUUUGGCAGAUUGCUGAAAGCAUAUUUGGCGACGACGAUGAUGACGUGCAAGCCCAACCUUCCUGUGUGUAAUCGGAAAAUCUCGACCGUGAACUUGAAGAUAUUUUUCGUACCUCUUUGGCUAGUGUUUAGACUUUCUAGAGAUAGAUUAUGAGAGUAGAAGAGCAUGUAGCUUCUCAGAAACUGCUGUUGGAUAAUCGGUUUGCCAACCUUUGAUUUUCUCCUACUUGUUUUAUCUCUUAUGAUUUUAAUGACGUUAAACCUUCAA